AUGGAGUUACAGCGCAUUUCUUUCCAUCUGGAUGCUGCUCUGAGCACCUUUAAUGAAGAGAGCCACGUCUCUCCAAACUUCACAAGACCCCUGACUGUCCAACACACACCUCCAGCGGAACAAAGCCGUUUUAAAAGUAACUUUCCCGAAAAUAGCUACACAAGCAAGCCAGGACGUCCAAACAGACCUUUACACAGCCAGAGCAUGAAGCUCCAGUGCGUUUCUCUUCUCAUUUGUGCUUUACUCAUUGGCGAGUGCUGCGGGUCUCGUCUGGACCGCUGGGUCCGAACUGGACUUCAGUACAUGAAGCUCAACCUGUGCCGGAGGGUCUCUCUGCCGGAGAGCGAGUGCAAGAAGCUGUCCCACCUGCACCUGAGCGGGGUAGUGGUGUACGUGACCGAGUCCGGCUCGGGGAAAGUGCUGGCGAUCCUGCCGGACUCAUACUCGAGCGGUGCGCUGCAGUCCAAGCAGAGCGGCUUCUCUGCGGACGCGAGUGCGGAAGAUGAGCGCAGGGCGAACGAAGAGCUGUACCCGGGCGCGAGUGCGCAUGACGCCGUGCUGCUGCUGGACCCCAGCCCCGGCGAGAGCUUCGGACACCCGGUGGUCCUGUUCUAUGUGGACUUCAACACAACCAAGAAGAAAUGUGCUCAUAUGGACGGCAUUUAUCUGGGGGAGGAGUGCUUGACGAUGGCUGUGAAGACACGUUGCCAGAACCAGCUGAAGCGGAGGAGGAGCCGCAGCGACCGUAUGGCAAGCCGGGCGAGGGCCCGCAGGAGCACGACGGGCAGAACCGGCCGAGCGGAGCACAGCAGCGGCCUCUGUGAGAUUCACUUUCUCCCUCUUGUUGUGGGAGUGAAAGAUAGCAACCGAACCCAGCGCCUGCACUGUGUAGAUCACCCAGACUUUGCCAGAUGCCCGCAGCCUUUGCCCCUGGCCAGUCCCAGCACACCCAUCUCCAGCUGUGAGCUCAAUAAAAACACCCGGCGGUGCCAUCAGCAACGCCUGGCCACACACCUGUCCUGCCGCCUCUACCAGACCUGUGAUCAUGCUGUUCUCCUGUCAGGUGGCUGGCAGGAGCAGAUAACAUACCAACAACAUGCAAAGAACCUGCAGCUCUUCGACCAGAUGCUGAGGAACAACGGCUUCGAUAAGGACCACAUAAAGACAUUCUUUGCUGGGAAUGGACAGGUAGCAGCUAAAGCCACUGAGGGGAUGUAUCCAGCCACAGAGAAAGAGGUGAUCAGGAAUCACAUUUCCUACAUCUGCCGGAAGCAGCACUGUGUGGAUUCUCUGGUUCUGUACCUGAACAGCCCCACACGCAAUGAUGGCACCAUGCUGCUCUGGGACCGCAAUAACAACGGCAUUGCAGAUCUGAAGGAGCGUUACUCUGUGGGUGAACUGUUGGCGGAUCUGGCCGGAUGCAGGGCCAGUCGGGUGCUGCUCUUUGUGGAGCAGAGCUACAGUGGAGUCCUCAGCAAGAGACUGAUGGGAUCUCUCAAACACGUCAAUGUCGUGCUGCUGAACGGACUGCCCUGGGUGCCCACAGCUGAGUUCUGGGCCUCUCUGCACCCAUCAGAGUGCCUCAUAGACCACCUCAGUAAGCACAGUUCUGCGAUGCCCCGACUGGCUGAUGCUGCUCUGGGACUGAUGAACGUGACUCUGGCCGGUGCUCCGUGCAACUCCACCCCUCCUCUCACCGAAGCCGAAAUGAGGAAGGAGUACAUGGGCUGCCAGAACCUCCCCACAGCUCUGUGGUACCAAAAACGGCCCAAGACCGUCAACAGCAGGAAUUGA
Molecule: messenger RNA, 1794 nt
Organism: Cyprinus carpio (common carp)
Lineage: Eukaryota; Metazoa; Chordata; Actinopteri; Cypriniformes; Cyprinidae
Source: RefSeq, a predicted model, not a curated record